AUGAAGCCUUACAACCGGGAAAGUUCUCCCGGGGCCGGCAUCCGGGCCGGCAGCGCUGAGCCGUGCAGCGCCGGAGGCCGCUCCGCCCGCCGCACGGAAGGACGGCCGCAGCAGCGCGCGAGAACAGAACGGGCGCGAGGUAAGAACGAAUUCCUCCGGCGCCAUCCGCCCGGCCCCGCGCUCCCGGCCUCCUUUCCCGGACGGCCCGGCAGCGAGAAGCGCGGCCCGCAACAGCCGGCGGCCGCGGCCUCCUCGCGCGGCCCCCGUCGCCCGCCCGGAGCCGUCCCCGCGCGGAGCCACCCGCACGCCUCGCCGCCCGCACGCCCACCUGCGCCGCUCGACCCGGCUCAGACCGCGCACGGCACCGCUCCGCCGCUUGGAAAGCUGCAGGCUGCGCCGCGUGCCCAGCAGCCACCGCCGCCCUCACGUGGGAGCCGCUUCCGGGGCGGGGCCGCUGCCGGAAAUGGCGCCCGGGGGGCGGCGUCCGUCACGGUGACGUUCGCAAAGGAAGCAAUGAAACGGUCGCCGCCCCGGACCGGGACAGGAGCGCAGCAGCCGCCCGCGAUCAGCUCACCGCUAACACGGGAUCGGGAUUGGGAUCGCGGCCUGCGGAGCCGUUUAGCAGGCAGCGCGGGUUACCGUACAAAAAACAGCACCGGUAGCAAUAAAGUCCUUGAACUUCCACACUGUUUAAAGCAUUCAGAAAUCCCUGAGCCCUGAGGGCUUGGCUGAAGUGACGACGGAUCCCGCCCUCCCAGCGCACAGCCCCGAGGUUCCCGUCGCGGCAGCCGGACCACGACCGGCCCCAGCGCCGCGCUGCAGCCCCUCUGCGAGCUGACGGAGCGAUGCGGCAGGCGCUGCCGCUCCCGGCCUGACCCGUAGCCCCGCACCGGGCUGCAGCCCGCAGGGGUGGGAGAUGGGGCCCGAGAACGUCGGGGCCACCUACAGGUAGCUGCUCCCACCCUCGUGUUUUUCAGUACGAAAACAUGGAGCUUUGCCCUACGUACACAGACACGGCUCGGCCUCCUGCAGUUCUGCUCGCUACAGAGAUCACCUUCAGCUGUUGUGGUGUCCUUUACACCCCCACCAGACUGUUAACGAUGCUCUGCUGUGGCCAUUUCCAGGGGAAACAAAUUGCCUUUAGCUCUUCUGCUAACUUACUUGGCCUGCGUACUUCAAGCAACAGCAGAGCUCAGUUCCUCAAACGACUUUACAUUUUGGAGUCUGUAAAGGAAUUAAUCAGGAGCCUCCAGUAGCUGGCAGCUAACAAAACAGAACACUGAACCCUGCACGUGAGCUCCGACACAGCACCAGACCAAGAGCGACGCACACAUCCCAGGGUUCCACGUCAGAGCUCAGAGCUGUGUGCAAACUGCUACAAGCGAAUGCAGGGGAGAAAUAGUACAAAAUGUGAAAUAAUAAAAACGGGUAAAAUGUUUAUGAUUAGGAAAUAUAAUACAAUGAACUCAA
Messenger RNA from Gallus gallus (chicken), 1470 nucleotides. RefSeq lists its product as uncharacterized. Bases 1 to 720 code for a protein of 239 amino acids. Lineage: Eukaryota; Metazoa; Chordata; Aves; Galliformes; Phasianidae. The transcript is spliced from 3 exons. The record is from RefSeq and is a predicted model, not a curated record.